Hibiscus syriacus is the source of this 558-nucleotide messenger RNA. RefSeq names its product copper transport protein ATX1-like. Lineage: Eukaryota; Viridiplantae; Streptophyta; Magnoliopsida; Malvales; Malvaceae. Gene Ontology annotation, molecular function: metal ion binding. The coding region runs from base 173 to 406 and encodes 77 amino acids. The record is from RefSeq and is a predicted model, not a curated record. The transcript has 3 exons.
GGUCGGGGGUUUGAAUUCGUUGAAGAUGGAAGAAAUGGUCCAGGCCACCAUCGCCUUCCAAUGAUUCUGCUAUAAAAUUCCACCCUCUCGAUCUUCGUUGCAUCAUACCCCACACGCUCAACAAUAUCUUCUCCUUUUUCCUUCCCCUCUUUGAAUUUCCAAACCUAACGCCAUGUAUCAGACUGUUGUUCUCAAGGUUGGCAUGUCAUGUGAAGGCUGCGUUGGAGCCGUCAAGAGAGUUUUGGGGAAAAUGCAAGGUGUGGAAUCAUAUGAAGUAGACUUGAAGGAGCAGAAAGUGACCGUGAAGGGCAACGUCCAGCCUGAUGUGGUUCUGCAAACCGUGUCGAAGACCGGAAAGAAGACCACCUUGUGGGAAGCUCCGGCCGAAGCUGUUGCAACGACUUAAAAUGCCCCACGGUUGCUCUACUUGAUCGAUGUGAUUAUAGCAUUUUAAAACCGUCAUAUAAAUUGUUGAAUGCAUAUGAUAAGCUCUUGGGUGCUUGUGAUGGUACCAAAAUGGAAGAUGAUUACCUUAUGAUAUUUCUCUGCUUUUAACUC